GCGCCCCCUUGUUCCACUGCAAAACACGCGUACGCCUGCCUCAUCGACAUCGACAUCGACAUCGACAUCGACAAUCGACAAUCGGCAUCGGCAGCGGGCAGCGGGCAGCGGGCAGCGGGAAGCGAGAAGCAGCAUCCGCAUCGAGAUGUGCCCUCUGCUGCUGCUGCUGCUGCUGCUGCUGCUGCAAGAUCAGUCACGCCAGGUCGGUUUCUGCCCGUCUUGUCUGGGUUGCUGUUCCUUUUUCGUCCGGCCGUCCGUCCUUCUUCACGCCCCCCUCCUAGGUUGCUCCGAGAUCGACGGCUGGGCGGCGCGAGUAUGCCGUUGGUGCCUACCUAGUGGAUGGGUGAUCAUCGUCAUUGGCGCCUUCUACUAUGGUACUUCUUCUGGUUCUUCAUCUUCUUUCGCAGUUCACUGCACACGACUCCCGCCACCGUCACUACCACAUCAGCAACAGCAGCAGCAUUAUCAGCAUCACACGUAGCGACAGCGACAGCACAGCCUAUCUCACCCGCAACCCCAGCCCCAGUCCCAGCCUCAGCCGCAAUCCCCUCGCCCAAAACGGCACCCGUCCGAAAAGCAAAGCAAAUCAAAAAGCAAAGAAAAAAAAAGAAAAAAACGGUUGGCACCGGGAUCGCCGCCGGGGACCCUUCCUUGCGUGCUCCGAGUCGCGCCUUAGAGUAGCUAGCUCCGGGGCGCGAGCAACGCCGCCGCGGCUGUGCCUGGUGUUUUCGUGCCUUGCCGUGUGGGCGUUGGAUCUGCCUACCGGCCUGCUGCCUACUGCUUACUGCCUACGAGCUACACUGCCUGCUGGCGAGUGAAUGGCUGGUUGCUGCGCUGGACUGUACAAUACCUAGGCAUGCACACACGCGCGAACGCACGCAGCUGUCCAACCGAGCAAGCAAGCGGGCGGGCGGGCGCGUGAGCCGCGCUUCUGCUGGCUAGCUGGCUGGCCGACGGGCUGACCGGUUGGGUAGCUGCUUGCUUUGCACAUACACACGUAUCUAUAAGGCAGGCACCCGUCGGCCUCUCUCUCUUCGGCGCGCAUGCACGCAGCGCAGCGCAGGGCGUCGCAUCACGUGGCGGACAGUGCCAUGUGCUCGUCGGCAGGGCAGCGUCAGCGGCUGCCAGCAUGGCAGCACAGCAGCACAGCAGCACAGCAGUACCGCGGCUGCUGCAAGGGCCUGGGGCGGCG
Molecule: messenger RNA, 1192 nt
Organism: Aplosporella prunicola CBS 121167
Lineage: Eukaryota; Fungi; Ascomycota; Dothideomycetes; Botryosphaeriales; Aplosporellaceae
Exons: 1
Coding region: 372-818 (148 amino acids)
Source: RefSeq, a predicted model, not a curated record